AUGUCUAAACCAAUUGUAUCCAAAAAUGAGGCAAAUUUUGAGAGGCAAGGUCGUUUGGUAUCUCGGGAACUUGGAGAGCCACAGAAAAUAAUAGUCCUCUUCCGAAUUGAUACUGCGUUCCAGACAAGCGCGUGUAUUAGGCUUCGAACAGUUAAAAUUUGUCUUAUUUAUUUACAAUUUACCUUAAUUAGAGGAUGUAGUUCUAUUAAAAUGUCCAUUAAGCAUUCGGGAGGUAAAGUAAAACUAGCUAUUCAGACAAUAGGGUAUAAUAAAAAUUGGCCUUCUGACCCUCUAAAGGAUACUUCUAUCCAACCAUAUCUUUUCGGGAUAAGGAAAAAUUUCAUCCUUUCAAAAAGUAUGGCUCUAUUCGAAAUAGGUCUUGAUGCUAACAGCAAGCAGCAUCCAGUUACACCUGAAAGCUAUGGUCUCAUUUCUGAAACAUACUGGAAAAGUGUGAGGACUCGCCUCAUCAAGGAUAGGGGCAAAAGCACUCUCUAUGUCAACUUCAUUUGUAAAAGUUUAAAAAAUAAAUAUUCUGAUAAGCUUACAAAAAAAUUUAUGUGGAUAUUCAGUUUGAACAUUGUUGCAGGAUCUAGCAUUCGAUAG
Molecule: messenger RNA, 606 nt
Organism: Echinococcus granulosus
Lineage: Eukaryota; Metazoa; Platyhelminthes; Cestoda; Cyclophyllidea; Taeniidae
Exons: 5
Coding region: 1-606 (201 amino acids)
Source: RefSeq, a predicted model, not a curated record